Molecule: messenger RNA, 2511 nt
Organism: Carassius auratus (goldfish)
Lineage: Eukaryota; Metazoa; Chordata; Actinopteri; Cypriniformes; Cyprinidae
Product: drebrin-like protein B
Exons: 15
Coding region: 141-1571 (476 amino acids)
Biological process (GO): neuron projection morphogenesis; positive regulation of dendritic spine morphogenesis; postsynaptic actin cytoskeleton organization
Cellular component (GO): dendrite; actin filament; site of polarized growth
Molecular function (GO): actin filament binding
Source: RefSeq, a predicted model, not a curated record
GUCGCUCCAGGGAGGAGUGAGAGCUACGUGGUGUGUCUCUGCGCGCUUCCUGUCUGCGAGAGAUCCCCAUCUACCCCCGGAGUCCACUGCAGCGUCUGUCUCCGCUGUCGGACGGUCAGAAACCCGCAGAUUUGUCCACCAUGGCUGUGAACCUGAGUAAAAACGGCCCAGCUCUGACCGCGGCCUACAAGGAGGUGGUGGAUGAGAAGUCGGAGACUAACUGGGCUCUCUUCACCUAUGAGGGAAACACCAAUGACAUCAGGCUAGCAGAGAAAGGAGAAGGAGGUCUGGAGGAGUUGGUCGAGGAGCUGAGCAGCGGGAAGGUGAUGUACGCUUUCUGCCGCGUUAAAGACCCCAACUCUGGCCUUCCCAAAUACGUCCUCAUCAACUGGACCGGUGAGGGUGUUAAAGAUGCCAGAAAAGGCCAGUGUGCAAAUCAUGUGAGCUCCAUCGCUAACUUUCUUAAGGGAGCUCACGUGACGAUAAACGCACGGGCGGAGGAGGACGUGGAGCCUGAAGCCAUCAUGCAGAAAGUGGCCAAAGCCUCAGGAGCCAACUACAGCUUUCACAAAGAGUCCAGUCGCUUCAAAGACAGCGGGCCGCAGGGGCCUGUGGGAUCUGUUUACCAGAAGACUAAUGCCAUGUCUGAAAUCAAGAAAACCAACAAAGACAAUUUCUGGGCCCAAGCAGAGAAAGACGAGGAGAAGCGUCUUCAGGAGGAGAAGAGAAGGGCAGAAGAAGAGAGACAGCGGCUAGAGAAAGAGACGAAGGCCCGAGAUGCUAAGGAGGCGGAUUUACGGGAAAAGAGGGCAAAAGAGAGGGCAUCGCAGAUAGAUGAACAGAGGAUGUACCAGCAGCAGCAGGACGUGGACAAUCGAGGUCAGCAGAAACAGCAAUGGGAGGAGGAGGAGGAGGAGAGGAAGCAGGCAGCACAGAAACCCUUUAGACGCGGAGAGUCGGUGGAAAAAGCCAAUGAAGCCGCGUCUCUCGUCUCUCAGCGCUCCGUUAAUCCCAGAGAAAUGUUCAAACAGCGGGAGAUGGGCAUCAGCUCUGCUAACACAGACAAUACUCAGUCCAGUCCAAAACCAGGGCGGUUGAACAGCCCUUUUCUGUCCAAGCAGUCAUGUGACCCAGAGCCAUUUCGCUCUCCCGUGCUUCAAGCCUCACCUAUACAAGCCAGAGAACCCAGUUUUGAGGAACAACCCAGAUCUCAUUAUGUGGAACCCGAGCCAGAACCCGAGCCAGAGUAUGAAGAUGUAGAAGCAGUCGCUGAUAACUAUGAAGUGCCCGUAGAAGAAAAGCAGCCACAAUACGAGGCGGUGGUGGAACAAGACACCGUGUAUGAGGAACCAGCACAGGUGGAGGAGCAGAACACGUAUGAGACGACCGAUGAUCGUGGUGUCUGUGCCAGGGCUCUGUACGACUACCAGGCUGCUGAUGACACGGAGAUCUCGUUUGACCCAGAUGACAUCAUCGCCGGCAUCGAGAUGAUUGAUGAAGGCUGGUGGCGAGGGUACAGUCCGGACGGACAUUUCGGCAUGUUCCCUGCAAAUUACGUGGAACUUAUCUAACGGCGCUCGACAUCUCCCCCUCCCUCGCGAGAAUCAGACUGAAUUCAUUUUAGAUUUACAUCUCUGGUAUAUUUGAUUGAAAAGACUAAAACUUAAAUCAUGGACCAAAAGAGUGAUGAUCAUGUGACCAGGGAUAUUUCAUACUGUAUUGGUAGAUUUCUGCUGUUUAUUUGAUAAAACAAUUGAGUAUGUUGGCAGAAGGCCCAAAAACGACACCUAAAAUUGCUGUUAGUGCAGGAAUCCUGGGAAUUUUCAUGUUGAAUAAAUGCUGCGGUGACAUGGAAAUAUCAUUUUGAGACGAAACCUUUUCUCAGUGAACAUUUCAGUGCUAGUUCCAAUAUUGUUCCAGAGAUGUUUGUAGUGAUCUGUCCCGUUUUUGCCUUCUUUUCUCCACGAGACUGAGUGUGACUGCCUUGCUUUCUUGAGGAAUAGCGCUGAUGUUUUGCCGAGAUGUUUUGAAGUUUGUCGUGUUUAAAAUCCAGAAAGCAGCUUCAGUCGUCCAAUAUUACGGUUCUUGAUAUCCUUUUAGGCUUGCAGCGAGAAGAGUGGGAAGUAACUUUGCUUUCGCAGCUUUACCCGUCCGCUCAGAGAUGUGGAGAAUAUUAAUACUGUGAUUUUUAGGUUUCAGGGAACCAUCUUUCUUUCAUUAUCUCGCCUUUGGGUCCCAGGUGGGAUCUGGAUUGUGUUUAGACCCUUGCAUUUUUUACUGUUCGUAAACUUUACUGUCAGUGCUGUGCCAAUAUGAGAGCGAGGGGAGAAGCGUUUUUGAGGAAAUGUUUGAGGUUUUAUUUGUAACAAACCCGUUUGGAAAAACAUCAAAUGUCAAAAGUCAUUCAGCAGUGCCGUAGUCCCUCUCAAGAGCUCAUUGUGAAUAUCUAACGAGACUGGAAAACCUUGUAACGUCAAUUAAAAGAAUAAAUAAAGUGAUUUAAGAGUGAAA